Uloborus diversus is the source of this 1149-nucleotide messenger RNA. RefSeq names its product alpha-(1,3)-fucosyltransferase C-like. Bases 1 to 1149 code for a protein of 382 amino acids. Gene Ontology annotation, cellular component: membrane. Gene Ontology annotation, molecular function: alpha-(1->3)-fucosyltransferase activity. The record is from RefSeq and is a predicted model, not a curated record. Lineage: Eukaryota; Metazoa; Arthropoda; Arachnida; Araneae; Uloboridae. The transcript has a single exon.
AUGGAAUUUCUGUUUCCAGUUAUUGAAAGUGAAGUGAAAAGAGUAAAACGCUUCGAUAACGAAGAUGCAAGAUUAAUCGGGUUCCAAAAGGGCGCCUACAGUAAUGUUAAACAUUCAAAUUCUGUCCGGAAAUUGAUCUAUCUAGCAACAACAUUUUUUGGUGAAUGGAAUCCCAAGCAUUAUUAUUUUUUACACGAACAAAGUACAACAUUUUCUGAAUACCCGUGUCCUAUUAACAACUGUUACGCUUCGAAAGAUCCACUGGACAUUCCAAAAGCGGAUGCAUUGCUAUUCCAUGUUCGAGAUAUAGAAGUUUUCAGCAUUCCAGAGUAUCGCGCUCCUCAUCAAGUUUGGAUAUUAUAUUCAAUGGAGCCACCAUGGCUGGAAGUAAUCGAUAUGCAAAGGUUUAAUGGCAUGUUUAAUUGGACUAUGAGCUAUAGGAAGGGCUCUGAUAUACCUCUUACAUAUGGCUUCAUUGGCAAGAAACCUCAUAAUUCUUUAAAACUAACAAAACCACUCACAAGUUCCGAUUUGAAAGGCAAGCAAAAUAAAGCUGUUUGGUAUGUCAGUAAUUGCAGGACUGAUAGCAAUCGAGAAGAAUAUGUGAAAAGACUGCAGAAGGUAUAUCCGGUUGACGUUGUUGGCGGCUGUGGUUUGGAAGGCUGUAGACCAGCAGAGACACGAAAAUGUUACACUAAGAUUGCUCGCAAUUAUAAAUUUUAUUUAGCGUUUGAAAAUGCCAUUUGCCCGAGCUAUGUUACAGAAAAACUGUUUAAUUCCUUGGAAUAUAACAUUAUUCCGGUUACUUUCGGAGGUGCAAAUUACACGCGAUUGGUUCCGGAGAAUUCCAUUGUAAAUGCCAUGGAAUUUCAAUCACCAGAGGAACUGGGACAAUAUCUUUGGGAAAUUUCAUUGAACGACACUCGAUAUUUGUCACAUUUCAACUGGAAAGAUGCAUUUCGGUCGUAUUUACAACCCUGGAUGUGCGAUUUAUGCGCCAAGCUGCAUGAUGCUGUUAUUCCAAGGGCAAAUAACGAUCUUGUCAAUUGGUGGCACGAAGAUUUUUCGUGCCUGAGAUGGUCAGAAGAUAAAUUUGAAACUAUCAAGAACUAUGCAUUUCCAACCUAUCAUAGUAAAACAUUUGCGUAA